Molecule: messenger RNA, 2136 nt
Organism: Numida meleagris (helmeted guineafowl)
Lineage: Eukaryota; Metazoa; Chordata; Aves; Galliformes; Numididae
Gene: UBE2Q2
Product: ubiquitin conjugating enzyme E2 Q2
Exons: 13
Coding region: 110-1243 (377 amino acids)
Molecular function (GO): protein binding
Source: RefSeq, a predicted model, not a curated record
GCUGCCCCGGGCCCCCGCCCUCCGCCAUCUUCCGCCCCGCAGGCGCGGCCGGGGCCAGGGCCGGGCCGAGGCGAGGCGGCGCAGGCCCGGGCCCGGAGAUGAGGCCAGGAUGUCGGUGUCAGGGCUCAAGGCCGAGCUGAAGUUCCUCGAGUCCAUCUUCGACAAGGACCACGAGCGCUUCCGCAUCGUCUCCUGGAAGCUGGACGAGCUGCACUGCCAGUUCGUGCUCCUGCCGCCGCCGCCGGGCUCCGGCCCGCCGCCGCCGCCGCCGCUCACCAUCCACUGCAACAUCACGGAAUCUUACCCCUCUUCAUCACCAAUAUGGUUUGUGGAAUCAGAUGACCCAAACCUGACUUCAGUCUUGGAGCGUUUAGAAGAUAUUAAGAAGAGCAAUACUCUGCUUCUCCAGCAACUGAAGCGAUUAAUAUGUGACCUCUGCAGAUUGUAUAAUCUUCCUCAGCAUCCAGAUGUUGAAAUGUUAGAUCAGCCAUUGCCAGCUGGACAGAAUGGAACAACAGAAGAAGUUACGUCGGAGGAGGAGGAGGAGGAAGAUAUGGGUGAAGACAUUGAAGAUCUGGAUCACUAUGAUAUGAAGGAGGAGGAACCAGCUGACGGGAAGAAAUCCGAGGAUGAAGGCAUUGAAAAAGAGAACCUUGCAAUCUUAGAAAAAAUUCGAAAAAAUCAAAGGCAAGAUCACUUAAAUGGUGCAGUCUCUGGGUCGGUUCAGGCUUCAGAUCGACUUAUGAAGGAACUCAGGGAUAUAUAUAGAUCACAGAGUUAUAAAACAGGGAUAUAUUCGGUGGAACUGGUAAAUGACAGCUUGUAUGAAUGGCAUGUUAAGCUUCUAAAGGUUGAUCCUGACAGCCCUCUGCAUAGUGAUCUUCAGGUCUUAAAAGAAAAAGAAGGUGUCGAAUACAUUUUACUCAACUUCUCUUUUAAGGAUAACUUCCCUUUUGAUCCUCCCUUUGUGCGAGUAGUAUCUCCUGUGCUCACGGGAGGAUAUGUCCUAGGUGGAGGUGCAUUAUGCAUGGAACUUCUUACUAAGCAGGGCUGGAGCAGUGCCUAUUCAAUAGAAUCAGUCAUCAUGCAGAUCAAUGCCACUUUAGUCAAAGGAAAAGCCAGAGUUCAGUUUGGAGCCAAUAAGAAUCAAUAUAACCUAGCAAGAGCACAGCAGUCCUAUAAGUCACUAGUACAAAUACAUGAGAAAAAUGGCUGGUACACUCCUCCAAAAGAAGACGGUUAAUACUGAGGACUGUUGUAUACCUGGACCAAUGCCAACAAAAAAGAGCUCUUUUUAAUGUUUUCCAACACACAGACUCGAGCUAUGAGUGCCCCUAUAACAGCCGUACUGAAGACUUUAGCUAUUAGAUAAGUUAGUGGAUAAUCUGUCAACUGACACGUCAAGUAUAAGUUGCAGCCUUACCAUUCCGCUCUUCUUAGGCAUCUUGGACUGAGCAGUCUGGGCCUUUGCUGUAUUUGUUCUUCAUGGAUUAAGCAUAUUUGGGCCACUCCCUCCUUUCUCCCUUUUUUUUAAUUUGGAAGUGCAAGCUCGCUGCAGUGGGCUGCUGCGUUCCCGAGGAGCGCUGAGCAGGAGUCGGUCACGCACUUCUUUUGUGCAUUUCUUACCUUUUGCAGGAUGCAGACCGCCGAGACUUGAGUUGUGUUGUUUCAUUUAAAGUCAGGAGGUUUCAUAUGUUGUUUAAUACUGUUAUAGGAAAUGUCAGACCUUGCAAAUCACAGUAGUUUUUCUGGUCUAAAAAUGACAGCGUUUGUAGUAUUUCCAAAUUAAUGAUAUAGGAAAAGCACAUGUAUGUUAAGUCAUUAAACAUUUUCAUGGCUGUAUGAGAAUACGAACUAUUUCUUGGAAGAGAUGCUCAUGGUCAGAUGGUUUUGCCCUCCUUUUCCCCGUCAAGCAGUGCAGGCGGUGCCGCUGCAGCUGUCAGCUCCCGGGCGCCGCUGUGCUCCGCUGCUGCGGGCGGCUCCCUCUGCUGAAGCUGCGCGGCCGCAGGCUGAGGAUCGAAGUUAUUUAAAUUACUAAAAAAAAAAAACCUUUUUAGGUGAUCCAUUUUAUUAACGGGUUGUUGCAAUCAUUUGUAAACUAAUGAACUGAUAAAGCGAUUGAUUGGCACAAAGCGA